This is a messenger RNA of Panicum virgatum (switchgrass), 2680 nucleotides long. Its product is annotated as WPP domain-associated protein-like. The transcript has 5 exons. NCBI's taxonomy places the organism in Eukaryota, Viridiplantae, Streptophyta, Magnoliopsida, Poales, Poaceae. The record is from RefSeq and is a predicted model, not a curated record. The coding region runs from base 16 to 2238 and encodes 740 amino acids.
AAAAACGAGAACAAAAUGGAAUAUUGGGCCGCCAGAGCGAAAAGGGAAUUUGGGCCAAAACCAUGGGCCAGGGUGGAAACUAUAGGGGAGGUCAGCGGAUCAGCGGCGGCAACCUGCCCAGCACCACCACGACAGCGAAAGCAGGCAGUACGGAACGGCGGCGGAGGGGAAAGGUGGAGGAGGAGGAGAAAGGCGGUUGCUUUCGCUGUCACCCCACCACUGGCGGCACUGACGGCGGCAGGCGAGAAAGUUGUGGUGACACUCAAAAGUCACACUCAGCCAGGCAUGGCAGACAUCUCAGAUGUGUGGCCUAAUGAUGCCCAUGGAAGUGCUGCAGUUCACUGUGAGCCUUCGUCUAAUGAGAAUGUGUCGUUCCUCGAUGACAUAGACUCGUUCUGGGAAGAUGUCAAUGCCAGGUUUCAUGUUUCAAGGUUUGUGACUGACACAGUCAUGAAGGGGAUUUUAACUGAUGUGCAUGAAGAAGCAGCUCGGCAGAUUGCUUCUAAGGAUGAAGAGAUAGCAUCACUGAACCAAAAGCUUCAGCAGGUCGAAGAUAGCAGCUUAAUUUCACAUGAGGGCAGGGAUAAAAGAUAUGAUGAAUUUUAUUAUCUCCGUGAGCAACUUGAUACCAUUUCAAAGUCACUAUUGAGUUCUGAAUGGGGGUUUUUGGGAUCACAGCUUAACUCAGAAGAUUCAGAAGAUGCUAGCAAGCAGAGGAGUGAGGAAAAAUCUAGAAAUGGUGUGGCAAAGAAAAUAUGUUCUGAAGAAGAGGUUUUUGCUGAUCCAAAACUGCUGAAGCACAUGAACACUGAUGCUUUGAUAUCCUAUUUUACUAAAUCGAUGAAUGAGAUGAAAAGGCAGCAUGAUUCAACUGUGCAUGAGCAGACAGAGCAGAUAUUCAAACUAAAGCGCGAGCUCCUAAAAAGGGAAGGACCUAAUCCUUGGCAUUUACGGAACAACAAAGAACUUGACCACAUGAGGAAGGAAAUUGGGGAAGUCCUGUCGAAGUUGGAUGUGCUCCUCUUGGAGAAUAAAAGAACCUUUGUUCGCAGCAAGGCAGACACAUUUCCUGGUCAACAUGACAAGAGCAAUGUAGUAGAUUCCGAUGUCAUGCAGCUACAAGGUGGUGCAACUAAUAACGAAGAACGUUGGUCUCUUCCAACUCAGGCUCCGCAUUUUGCAUCUUUAGAGGCAGAUCAUAAAAAGCAUAUUAUAAGGCUCGAAUCUGACAUUGAAGAUGCCAGUACUGCAGCCACCAUUAGAGAAGAGGUAGAAAAGAUUGUCAUGAAAGAGUUCUUUAGUGAAAUGAAAAUAAGAUUGCAUGGUUAUGAGAUGGAGCUUGAUAUGAAGCACGACAUUUGCUCAAUAAUUCAGAAUGAGGCUGUUGCCCAAGCAAUGCUUGAUUCUUUGUUGUUGAAGUGCAAGGAGAAAAAGGAUUGUGCUGAAGAGGAAUCUAAAGAGAAGCAAAAGAUUGAGAAAUUGAAACGAAUUGUGGAUUCUUUCACUGAAAUAGUGAGGGAAAAGGAAGAAUUUGUGUCGCAGAUCGGAUUGAUGGCAAUGGAGGCUCGUGUGGGCUCUCUGUGCCGUGAAAUUGAUUUGCUAAGAGACAAAGUGGAAAAGCAAGAUUCCUACAUAUCUGAAAAGAACAGGGAGUUUGAUAUCAUUGUGGAAAGGUUGGAGCAAGCUCGGCACCAUGUUCAGAACAAUGAUGCCACUUUGGGUGACUUGAAUGAUAGAUUUAGAACUGUUUCAGCCUCUCUAAAGGAAUUGGAGAAACAAAAUCAAGUUCUACAUAGUAUCAUUGAAGAAAAAGAGAAGAGAUUAACAUCUGCUGUUUCCAAAGACAAGGAAUUGAAAGAAUUCAUGGAAAGUAUUGUUAAAUCUGUGAGAGAUUUGGAAAACUUCAUGAUGGAUCAACAAACUAUUGUUGCAAAUAAAGUCCAGCACAAUGAAUCAAGGUUCCGUGUAUUAAAAGAACAAUGUAAAUGCCUUGUAAAAGAAGGCAAUCUUUUAAGGAAGAAGGCACUGCGCUACAAAGAGAUAUCUGAGACAAGAGGCUCUAAUCUUCAGAAAGCUGAGCUCGAGGUGGAUUUACUUGGUGAUGAGGUUGAGGCCUUAUCAGAUCUUCUUGCAAAAAUCUAUAUCGCACUCGAUCAUUAUUCUCCAGUCCUGCAACACUAUACUGGCGUUAUGGAGACCUUGACCAUGAUUAAGAAACAUAUUAGCAUGGCAAAGUGAAAUGCUUCUUCCUGUUAACACCAGGUGGUCAAUGUUAACAAUCAUAACCGUGGUAUCAUUGGCUUGACAUCAUACUUAACCGUGGUAUCCGUGGCUUGGCAUUUACUUCCAGUGGUUUGAGAGAACUUUUUGUAGAAGGUUGCUAGCUUUUGUUUCCAAAUUCCAACUCUAAGAAUUAGGUGAUGCAGAGUGGCUUGUUCCCUUUUGCAGGCAAGUAGUCUUGAUAGCCUUUGACUACUUUGUAAAUGACCCAACCGUAGCUAUUAGGUCGAGAAAAUAGCUAUUAGUUGUGUUUGGCUUUUGGCGCCAUGUAUUUUGUCACCUGCUUUGCUUGGUUGCAAAGGUGAACUCAUGUAACAGUGACCGACUUGAAUGAGCAAGAGCUGUAACUGUAAUGGAUUCUAUGUUUGAAGGAUGAGUUUCAGAUGAUUUUACGUUGGUA